Messenger RNA from Pichia membranifaciens NRRL Y-2026, 2250 nucleotides. RefSeq lists its product as hypothetical. Lineage: Eukaryota; Fungi; Ascomycota; Pichiomycetes; Pichiales; Pichiaceae. Bases 33 to 2177 code for a protein of 714 amino acids. Gene Ontology annotation, cellular component: Dsl1/NZR complex. Gene Ontology annotation, biological process: retrograde vesicle-mediated transport, Golgi to endoplasmic reticulum; endoplasmic reticulum to Golgi vesicle-mediated transport; regulation of ER to Golgi vesicle-mediated transport. The record is from RefSeq and is a predicted model, not a curated record. The transcript has a single exon.
AUGAGCACUUGGUUCAGCUGUAUUACCAUCACAUGUCAAACACUGCAAUCAACCAGUUCCUAAAUGCAAAAUUCCCCAAUGUGGAAUCACUUAAUUCGGUGGAUACAGUGAUACACGAGAUCGAGACUGCGGUGGCCGAUCUGAAUGGCGAAAGUGAUAGAAACACAACAUGUGUCUCCGAGGUGGACGUGUCAGAAGCUAACAAGUUUUUGGAUACCUUACGUGCCUACGUGAAGUCUCCCACAGAAGAAGGGCUUGGAAGUCUCGAGGAUCUUAUACAUAGAUACGGGAAUGUUCCAGCCAUAACGUACACCCGUGAACUAUUGGAACAGAAAUUGAAGCUUGUAAAGGAAGCGCAAAUCAGGAAAGAUUUUGUGCAGAUUCUAGAUGACCUCAGCGAUUUCGAAAUCUUCGAACUGAAUGACCUAACGAACAUAGCUUCUUCUCACGAUGAGAGAGUAAAAGUUUAUGAGAAAGUUGCGGAGCUUAGACUCCAAAUCGAUAAUUUCAUGAAAAAUGCUAGUGCUGCCAACUUUCACAUCGAUGUCAACACUGAUGAAAUGUUUGAAGAGCUAGAAUCAAAGCUUAGCGAUUUGGUGAGCUCUGAGUUGUGUCAGACCCUCAGUAAGUCACUCAUAGAAGCAAUAGCUAAUUGGGAUUCUGAGAAAACUCCCGGGAAAUCGCAAACUUUGAGCUCUGCAGCCCUAUCAGAGUUUAGUCUUCUGCUAGACAUACAAUUGAAGGCAAUACCGAAUUACAAACUUGUUGCAGGCUCUUCUUCGGAUGUCACUCUGUGGGCAAUUGAUUGUCUAACUGACAGCUUCCAAAAGAAGUUCAUUUACCAUUUCGAGGGUAAUGGAGAAACGAAUAGGUUAGACAAACCUGAAUUUGCCUUCAGUUACAUAGUUGGGUAUUUGAGAAAAAAUAUCGAGUAUGCCAAGGUUCUAUUUGCUGCUAGCUUCUCCAGAUGUUGCGGUGGAAAGAUAUUGGGCAGCUUCAGUACUUGGUUCAUCAUGUCAACAUUGGUGCCCCUCAAAAGAAAGUUCACAAAGGAAAUCUCUUUGCUUUUGGAAACGCAAAAUAGCCACCUUCUUAGUCAUUUUGUUACCGAGGUGAAGAAGUUUGAUGAGGAAAUUAAGAAAGAAUUUGCAUUCAUGCCAGUGAAGGGCCAAGAAUGGGCUGGUCUUACAAAUGAUCUUAUACUAAGCCGUGAAGUUGUUUGGAACGCUUGGCUGCAAAAUGAAAAGAACUUCGUCAACAAACGAUUUGAAGAAAUAGUGGAUAUGGAAGACGCAUUUUCAAUCGAUUAUGAUUUGGUUGAAAACGGCAAAACUAAGCCAACAAAGAGUGCCAUCAAUCUAAAAAAUUUACUUGAAGGCAUCACCAUCAAUUAUGAUUCUUUACCAUUGAAAUUUCAAUUGAAAUUCUUGAGUGAAGUCCAAUUAAAACUUUUGAAUUUUUACUUUGAUACUUUGAAGAAAGGAGUAAAUGCGUUGAAAAGCAUCAAGCACGUCCAAAUCGACGGUGUUAGUACCCUUGAAAGAGUUUGCCGUAUAUGGUGCUCCAGUAAAUACAUCAUUGAAACCAUGGACAAAUGGAGCAAUGAAUUGAUUUUUGUUGAGUUGUGGCAAUCCCUUAGCAAUGAGAGUCAGUCUGAUACCACCUUUUUUGAGUCUGUGAUUAACGGAUAUGAGAAGGAAAUCAUGAGCAAAAUACCCAACCUGAUACAAAGUUAUUUUGAAAGGCAGCUUAACAGAACAAUGAAGGAGUACUUUCAGGCAAACACUGACUGGACAUUGAUAACCGAAAAAGAAGGGAACAAUGACGAAUUGGAAUAUGUUAUCCAAACGUUGAGCACAGAUCUUCGCUAUCUACAAGUCACAGUAUCUUCUGUGACUUACAACUCUUGGAAACUCUUACUGUCGAACACUGUGGUUUCCUAUUUUGAAAAAAAUAUAGCCUUAGUCAACAAUUUUUCACCGAUAGGAGCUGACAAGCUAGAGAAGGAUAUCAACAAGGUUGUUGAUUCACUAGAUCUUGUCAAGUCUUAUGACAAUUACGGAAGAUUGAUGACAAUUUUACGUGUACUUCGAACAGGAAAACCGGAAUUUUCUGACGAUAAAUACCCCCCUGUUGAUGAUUCUGAGCUGGCAAUGCUAAUCAUGAGACGCAGGUAGUUCUGAUAGUGUGUAUUAUCAUAUAUUUAACAUGUAGCAUCAUUCAGAUUGAAGGAGUAUGACAAAUCCCGCG